Molecule: messenger RNA, 858 nt
Organism: Rattus rattus (black rat)
Lineage: Eukaryota; Metazoa; Chordata; Mammalia; Rodentia; Muridae
Product: ADP-ribosylation factor 1-like
Exons: 1
Coding region: 118-786 (222 amino acids)
Biological process (GO): intracellular protein transport; vesicle-mediated transport
Cellular component (GO): cytoplasm; plasma membrane
Molecular function (GO): GTP binding; GTPase activity
Source: RefSeq, a predicted model, not a curated record
AGCUUUCCUGUGGGAGCAGCCGCCGCGGAGAUCUCUGGCCAGUGUCGCUUCCACCUGUCCACAAACGUGGGGAAUAUCUUUGCAAACCUCUUCAAGGGCCUUUUUGGCAGGAAAGAAAUGCGCGUUCUCACGGCGGGCCUGGAUGCUGCAGGGAAGACAACAAGUUCUGUACAAACUGAAGCAGGGCGCGAAAUUGUGACCACCAUUCCCACCACUGGUUUCAACGUGGAGACUGUUGAAUACAAGAAUAUCGGCUUCACCGUGUGGGAUGUGGGUGGCCAGGACAAGAUUCGGCCGCUGUGGCGCCACCACUUCCAGAACACCCAAGGGUCGGUCUUCGUGGUGGGCAGCAAUGACAGAGAGCGUGUGAACGAGGCCUGUGAAGAGCUCAGGACGAUGCUCGCUGAAGAUGAGCUCCAAGAUGGCGUUCUCUUGGUGUUUGCCAACAAGCAGGACCUUCCCAUGAAUGUGGCCAAAAUCACAGACAAGCUGGGGCUGCACUAUCUACGCCACAGGAACUGGUACAUUCAGGCUACCUGUGCCACCAGCGGGGACGGACUCUAUGAAGGACUAGACUGGCUGUCUAAUCAGCUCCGGAACCAGAAGCGAACCAGACCCCUCCUUCCCCCUCACUUCCUCUUCUCCGCCCUCAGCUUUCCUCUCAUGUGGCAAACGUGCGACUCUGUGGUCCUGAGUGCCAGAAGCUGUCUCCAUGGGUUGGUCACAGUGUGCAUUGCACCGUGCUGUACAUGUGCAGACGCAGCCUGCAGCCAGGUUUUUAUUUAAUGUAAAUAGUUUCUGUUUCCACUGAGGCAGUUUCUGGUACUCCUAUGCAAUGUUACUUAGCUUUUUUAUUGU